Messenger RNA from Eimeria tenella, 1143 nucleotides. Its product is annotated as ribosomal RNA assembly protein, putative. Lineage: Eukaryota; Apicomplexa; Conoidasida; Eucoccidiorida; Eimeriidae. The record is from RefSeq and is a predicted model, not a curated record. Gene Ontology annotation, molecular function: RNA binding. Bases 1 to 1143 code for a protein of 380 amino acids. The transcript is spliced from 10 exons. Gene Ontology annotation, cellular component: nucleolus; small-subunit processome.
AUGCCGCGGCGAAAGAAGGGCCCCGGGCCUCCCUCUGACGACGAGGCCCAAACCCCAAACCCUAAUGCAAACCCUAAUCCAAACCCUGACGCAAACCCUAAUUCAAACCCUGAUUCGGGGGGCCCCACAGCUGACAGCAGCAGCAGCAGCAGCAGCAGCAGCAAAAAGGGAAAGUACCGCAAAGACAAACCCUGGGACACAGAUGAUAUCGAGCACUGGAAGAUCGAGCCUUUUCGCCCCGAAGACAACCCCUUUGGCCUCUGCGAAGAGUCUUCUUUUGCAGUUUUGUUUCCGAAAUAUCGCGAAAAGUAUUUGAAGGAAAUUUGGCGCGAAGUGCAGAAGGAGCUGUCCGUACACUUCGUGGCCGCGGAGCUCGACCUCGCCGAGGGCUCCAUGACCGUGCGGACCACCAAGAAAACCUUCGACCCCUACAUCAUUUUGAAGGCGAGAGAUAUGAUAAAGCUGCUGGCGAGAUGUGUUCCGCUGCAGCAGGCCAAAAAGAUUCUCGAAGACGACAUGAUGUGCGAUAUCAUAAAAAUAAAAGGAAUGGUUCGCAACAAAGAGAAGUUCGUGAAGCGGCGGCAGCGGCUGGUGGGCCCCAACGGCAGCACUUUGAAGGCUCUGGAGCUGCUGAGCUGCUGCUACAUUUUAGUCCAGGGCCAAACUGUGGCGGCGAUGGGCAGCCCCAAGGGGCUCAAACAAGAGAACUGGGACCGUUUUUUGCCUCAGUUCAAGAAGCGGAAUGUGCAGCGGAAGAAGCAAAAAGAAAAAAAAGAAAAAAAAGAAAAAAGUCUUUUUCCUCCUCCGCAGACUCCUCGCAAAGAAGACCUUCUCAUGGAGUCCGGAGAAUACUUCAUCGACGCAGCAGAAAGAAAGAGGCGCAAAAUGGAAGAGCUGCCAGGGAAGCAGCAGCAAAAGACGGCAGAGAAAAGGAAGAAGAGGGCAGAGGAAUAUGUGCCCACAGCAGAGAACACGAUAAAAAAGAAGCAAAAACGCCUCGACGAGAAAGAAGCGAACAUCCAGAAAGAGCAGAGGCGCAUACCGGACGCUGCGGAGGUGGCAGCAAAAGUGAAGGAGAGCCAGAGGGAAAAGCAAAAGAAAGAGAAAAGCCAGAAUGCCGACGCUUCCUCCUUACUUCUUUAA